AUGACAUUGAAUACUUCGUCCACAUCCGGUUCAUCAUCAUCAGCUUCGCAUAAUAACAAGCAUAACGAUUCGGAAGUUGAUGAAGAUUUGGAAACAUCAACUGCCUCGCAAGCAGAUGUGAAUUCAAAUGAGCCCACUGACCAUUCUAGUGGAAAAAGGCUCAUCAUCCAAAAGAUGGUUCUCAAGAAUUUCAAAUCAUAUGCUGGUAAAAGAGAGAUUGGUCCCUUUGAUAAGAGCUUCACUUGUGUUGUUGGACCAAACGGAUCCGGAAAAUCCAAUGUAAUUGAUGCCAUUCAAUUCGUAUUUGGAAAAAAGGGCAAAAAAUUGAGACUGAAAAAGCUGUCAGAAUUAAUUCACAGCUCAAAGAAUUAUCCAAAUCUUGAAGAGGCCAGCGUUUCGGUACAUUUUGCAGAGAUUUUUGUCAGAAAUGAUAAUUCAAAUCAUGAAAUUGUUCCCGAUUCAGAAUUUAUUGUAAAAAGAACGGUCAAUAGGAAUAGUGUUUCGACAUAUUACAUAGAUAGUGGGAAAAGCUCAUACACAGAGGUAACAAAUCUUCUUAAAUCAAAAGGAAUUGAUUUGGAAAAUAAUAGAUUUUUAAUUCUUCAAGGAGAGGUUGAGCAAAUUUCUCUCAUGAAACCAAAAGCUCCAUCAGAAAAUGAAGAUGGUUUACUUGAAUAUAUUGAGGAUAUUAUUGGAACAAACAAAUACGUAGAGAAGAUUGAAAAAUCAUUGGUGGAGGUGGAACAAUUGAACGAAAAGCGACAAGAAAAACUGAAUCGAGUGAACGGAGCCAAGAAAGAGAAGGAGGCUUUGGAAGGCCCCAUGAAUGAAGCAAUCAAGUAUUUGAAGAAGAAACGGGACCUUGUUGAAAAGUAUCACUUGCUUGCUCAGAAGCAACUUUAUGAUUCCUCUCAACGAUUGACACAAAAACAAGACGAGAAUACCAAAUUAAAGGCACAACACGAACUCGAGAAGGAAAAACUUUCGCAGGUCAGUGCAGAAAUUUCCAAGAAAGAAGAACUCUAUAAGAAUUGCAAAAAGGAGCAAGACACAAUUUCUAAAAAACUACAAAAGCAGAAAAGCAAGUUUACCGAGUUUGAAAAUAAGGACGAAAAAUUGAAAGAGGAUUUAAAAAUCACGAAAAAUAGAAAACAACAGUUGGAGAAGAGUCUCAAGUCAGGUGAUAGCAAAAAGGAUGACUUGCAGCACAAGAUCGAUGAAUGUCUCAGCACUGAGGAUAGUCUCAAGCGCGAACUUUCAAAGCUCACACCAGAUCUAGAGAAAGCUACUCAAAAAGUAGACGAAAUAUAUCAACAAUGCCAAAAAGAAAUAAGCACAUUGUCACAACAGAAAGAGGAGAAAAACAAGCAACUUGCUCCGUUUAAACAGAGAGAAAAUGAAAUUAAGGAGAAAAUAUCAUUGGCUGAGUCAGAGAUCAAGUUGGUACAAGAGAAAAAAGACAGCACCAAAAAGGAAUACGAGAGAAAGAAAUCAGAGCUUGAAAAGCUCAACAAUCAACUCACGACAAAAAAGGAAGAAAUCACAAAAAACAAAAAGAUACAAGCUAACAAUAUCAAUAGGAUAAAGGAAGAAAGAGAACGGUUAACCAGUCUCGAAAAUGGCAUGGGCGAUAUGGAGAAACAAGUCAUUGUGCUGAGACAGCGUUACUCAACUUUGAAAACCGAUCAACAAAACAGCAUUUCACAGAAUAGAAUUGUUCAAGCUUUACUUAAUGAAUCUAACAUUGCAGACGUGUACGGUAGAUUGGGAGAUUUGGGAACCAUUGAUCCCAAGUAUGACAUUGCAAUUUCUAUGGCGUGUGGUUUUUUGAAUAGCAUUGUUGUUGAGACUACCGAUGCAGCAACAAAAUGCGUUGACUAUUUGAAAGAGCAUUCAUUAGGUGUUGCUACAUUUAUUAUUCUUGAAAAGAUCAGUCCUCCUCAAACACUUCCUGAAAAUUCCAUUCCUGAAAAAGUACCCCGUCUCUAUGACCUCAUUACUCCAAACGAAGAAAAAUUCAGAAAGGCCUUUUAUUAUGGUGUACAAAACACCCUUGUAGCAAAUGAUCUAGAACAGGCCACCAGAAUUGCUUACAACAAGCAAAAGAGAUGGAGAGUGGUCUCACUUAAGGGUGAUCUUAUCGAAGAAUAUGGUACAAUGAGCGGUGGUGGUAAAACCAUCGUUAAGGGGCUCAUGACACUUUCAGGAAAUGCAAAGAAAAUUGUUAGAAUAUCAGAAAAGGAGAUUAGCGAAGCCAAGUCUAAUUUAGAAAUGGCAGAACACGACUAUUUGCAACAACAGUACAAACGACAAAGUAUUUCUCAAGAGCUCAAAAGACUGGAAGCAGAGAAUUCUAACAUUGAAAUGCGCUUAAAAGAAAUUUCUCUUGACAUUGAAUCCAUUGAAAAAACAGCUACUGAUCUACAAAACCAAAUGAAAAACAUGGAAAAAGAUCUUAAAAAAGAGCCCAGCAAGGAAUAUGAAGACCGAUUGACAGACUUGAACAACGAAUUAGAGGAAUAUAAAAAAGAGUUGGAAGAUCAUCGAAGAAAAUUCAAAUCCUUAGAGGCUGACAUGGAAAAGCUUGUUCUUCAAAUUGAGAACGUUGGAGAUGGUAAACUUAAAAAGCAAAAGGAUCUCGUAAAAGAGCUUAACAACAAAAUUGACGAGGCCAAUUUAAAGCUCAGCAAGGUCCAAGUUCAAAGAGAGUCGCAUGAGAAGAGUCUUAAAAAGCUUGAGAAGCAGCUAAAAUCUGAACAAGAAGAGUUUGACAAUAUCGGAAAGAAAAUAGAGGAUAUUGAAGCCAAGAAAAAACUCAUUGAAGAAGAGGCUGCUCCCAUCAUGAUGGAAAUUUCUGAGCUUGAAGUCCAGCUGAAAGAAAAAGAGACUGAAACCACACAAAAAGAAAGUGAGUGUGAACAAGUACGAAAGCAGUUUGCCAAGGCCAGAGAAAAAGAACUUGAACUUAAAAAUUCAUUGGAUGACUGUAUCAAAGAAGUCAAAGAGAUUGAGAGGUUGGUCACUAAAAGGCGAGAGGAGAUGGAAAAACAUGAAAAGACGUAUGACUCAGAAUUUGAGGUUCUUUUCGAACUGGAAAGCGCUGAACAACAAGAAUCUGGAAAGAAGAGAGUAAAGAAAACAUCCAAUGGGCAAGAGGACGAGAUGGACACCUCUGACGAUGAAAAGGCCAACGACCAAGAAGAUGACAAUGUGAUGCAAGAUGAGGAGGAUGAUAUGGGUAAAAGCUUUAGCGUUCGACUGGCACGAAAGAAAAAGCAAGCAAUUCAACAGGUGAACAUUCAAACAUUGAAUUAUGAUAUUACCAUUCUCGUUUCAGAGUUGGAGAAAAUGAAACCAAAUCUUUCUGCCAUUGAAGAUUACAAAAAGAAAGAAGAGGAUUAUAAGGUCAAAGUUAAAGACCUUGAGCAAAUUACUAUUGAGAGAAAUAAGGCUCAGAAAUUGUAUGAAGAGUUACGAAGAAAACGUUUAGAUGAGUUUAUGAGAGGAUUCACUUCCAUCACAAUGAAACUGAAAGAAAUUUAUCAGACCAUUACCUUGGGAGGUGACGCUGAAUUGGAACUUGUUGACAGCUUGGAUCCAUUUUCAGAAGGAAUUGUCUUCUCUGUUAGACCUCCAAGAAAGAGCUGGAAGAACAUUUCAAAUUUAUCUGGAGGUGAGAAAACCCUAUCUUCGCUUGCGUUAGUAUUUGCUUUGCACCACUACAAACCAACUCCAAUUUAUGUCAUGGAUGAAAUUGAUGCAGCUCUGGAUUUUAGAAACGUCUCUAUUGUUGCAAACUAUGUGAAGGAGCGAACAAAAAACGAUGCUCAGUUUUUGAUUAUUAGUUUGAGAAACAAUAUGUUUGAAUUAGCAAAUACUCUUGUUGGUAUUUACAAAACGAGCGACGUCACAAAGACUGUAACCAUCAAUCCUUCCUUAUUAUCUGUGCCGAAAGCAAGUACUGAACAAAAAUAA
Messenger RNA from Naegleria lovaniensis, 3975 nucleotides. RefSeq lists its product as uncharacterized. The record is from RefSeq and is a predicted model, not a curated record. NCBI's taxonomy places the organism in Eukaryota, Heterolobosea, Eutetramitea, Acrasida, Naegleriidae. Gene Ontology annotation, biological process: mitotic chromosome condensation. Gene Ontology annotation, molecular function: ATP binding; ATP hydrolysis activity; protein binding. Gene Ontology annotation, cellular component: chromosome. Bases 1 to 3975 code for a protein of 1324 amino acids. The transcript is spliced from 2 exons.